GAAGCCCCCACUACAAAUUAUUUUCGACAAUACCGCGAGGUAUAAAAGAUUUCGUUUCAAAACCCAAGACAUCACACUACCAGUGAACGACAAUCAACCAACUACCCUCAACAACAAUGGCAUUCAAGCUCGUAGUUCUCGCCUGCGUUUUGGCUGCUGCCAACGCUGGUGUUUUAUCCCCGGUACAAUACGCCGUGCCCCAGGCCCACUACGCCCCAAGCAUCGCAGUCGCCUCCCACGCGAUCACCUCUCAGUCCGACAACAUCCUGCGAAGCCCAGGAAACCUGGCCCAGGUAGCCACCCAGCAGAAGACCAUCACCACCCCUUACUCGAGCUCCAGCAAAUCUGACGUUCGCGUCAGCAACCCCAGCGUCUACACCACUACUGCCUACGCUGCCCCCGUUUCUUACGCUCAUCCUGCCCCGGUUGCUUACGCCGCCGCCCCCGCCUACGCUCACGCCGCCGCUCCAGCUUACGCUCACGCCGCCGCCCCCGCCUACGCUCACGCCGCCGCCCCAGCCGGUCUUCUUGGAGUCGCCUAUUCUCCGGCCGUAGCUGUGUCCCACAUGACCUACAGCAGCCCAGUCGGCAUCUCCUACGCCUGCCCUGAGUAUAAAACACCCGAUCGUCGUCAACCAGAGCAUCACUUCUCAGUAACCGACUACAGCGCGGAACGAAGCUUAAAAAAAUAUCUCAAAAUGGCAUUCAAGGUGAUCAUCCUCUGCGCCACCCUCGCGGUAGCCAACGCCGGUAUUUACAGCGGUCUUCACGCCGCCCCCGCAGCAGCCAUAACCUACGGUGCACCGACCCUGAGCUACGCCGCCCCGGCGAUCACCUCCCAGUCGUCCAACAUCCUUCGCAGCCCGGGCAACCUCGCCCAGAUCUCGACCUACUCGAAGACGAUCGACACCCCCUAUUCCAGCGUGAGCAAGUCCGACGUCCGCGUCAGCAACCCGGCGAUAUACGCCACCUCUUACACCGCCCCAGCUGCUUACGCCACAUCCUACGCUGCACCAGCUGCCUACGCCUACUCAGCGGCACCAGCUGUGUCCCACGUGAGCUACUCGGCGCCCUUGUCCUACGCCGCCCCCGGGCCGAUAAUCGCUAAGGCUGCAUACGCCGCCCCCGCCCCCGCCUACGCCUACGCCGCUGGACCAGCGCCGAUAAUCGCGAAGACAGCUUACGCCGCCCCAGCCGCCCUGGCCUACGGAGCAGCUCCAGCUGUAGCCGCCCCCGGGCCGGUUGUGGCUCACGCGACUUUUUCCGGACUGGGUGCUUCUUACGCCUGGUAAUUGAUCGGCUAUGAUUGUGAAGCGAGACGGGCGUUUUUUGCGGCUUCGGUUGCGCGACGUUCACAAACGACAGCUGAGAUGUGAACCGCCUCUGUCUCCCUCGGGCCGUCCCUCUCUUUUGCAUACCGGUACAUACUCUUUCUCCGUUCUAUGAUUCAUUUCAUACCUAAAACAAUUCUGCCCACUGUUGUAUUUGUUGUGGUAUAUGUCACUUUAACAUGUAAAUACAAUAAAUUAUUAUUCAAAUUUA
This is a messenger RNA of Neodiprion fabricii, 1542 nucleotides long. Its product is annotated as cuticle protein-like. NCBI's taxonomy places the organism in Eukaryota, Metazoa, Arthropoda, Insecta, Hymenoptera, Diprionidae. Bases 117 to 1292 code for a protein of 391 amino acids. The record is from RefSeq and is a predicted model, not a curated record. The transcript has 4 exons.